ACUCUGCGAGUCCACUUGAAAAGUGCGUAUCUUGCCUUCUGCACUUUCUUUGAUCAGUCUUGACAUAUUUCCUGAAUGGUGGAGACAUCACACUUCUGGCUGGACAUGCAUUUGAACCCGAAACGGAGAGUAUGAGUAAGAGUCUGGGAAAGAACGGCGACGAGUCCCAUGAGACGUCAACCGGGCUGAACAUGUCAAAGAGGGAGAAUUUAAAAGGGGAGAGAGUCUUUAUUAAAGACUCGGUUGAGGGAGCAGCAGGAACCCAACUGGGGACAAAACGUCAACCUUCUGGGGAUCACACGAGCCCCUCCCAAGCUAAUGCCUCUCCUUCAGUGGCUGUUCAAUCUGACAAUACCCGCAUCCACGUGGCUGCCAGGUCAGCCACUAUGGAGACAUCUGUUGACAAACACAGGGGCAUUUCCCAGCGGCAGUGUCACGAUUCCUCUGGACUUGCUGAGAUGAUCUCUGGUUACUUUGUAAACAGGACGAAUGUGUCAGAAGACGGAAUGAGCCACACGAGCUCUGCAGACCUGCUCGCCACCCCGGCUUCCUCCAGAGAGUCCAUCCUCUCGGAGGGCUCGGACGGAGGGAAGAGCUGGUCCACCGCGCAGCUCUCCUGUGUAACUUCUCCUGCUUCCUUCCGGCGAAUGCUUUCUCCUUGCUCAUCUGUCUGCUCCGGCAUCUUCUCCCCCGCUGUAGUCCAGGUCAAGAGGCAUUUUCUCGCUCCCGGCUCUAGUCUGGUCAACACCCCUGCUUUCUCAUCCUGCGAGAGCUUGUCCUCCUCGGUCAGCGCUCAAUCCCCUCCUCCUCGUCCUCCCCGACACAGACCUCCUCUCACCCGACUCUCCCUUCUCACGGCUAUCCUGAGAAAAGGCCGCCUCCCUGUCCUGUCCUCUGCAUUUCAGAGGCCGUACACCCCCUGCUGGCCUGUUAACCCCGUGACCCUGUCCUUCUGCAACGCAUGCACAGCGGCCUCCAGCGUGAGCUCCAUUCCCCUCGACUUCUCCUCUCAGUUCUCAUCCUCUGCAUCUUUAGAUAGUCAGAGCCACGUCAAUCACCGGGAGCCCGAUAGAUGCGCCACAGCUCCUCCCCAUGUUCAAUCAAACGAGCUCGGCAGAACAUUCCCUCAAUCCCGAGUGAAAAGAGGCUCAGAGCAAAUCUGCUCAAGCAGUGUGCCUCAAUCGGAGCAGGUUAUUUCACCGCCGUCACCACCCCGAGCUCCACCUCUUUUUGGCUCAAACUUUACUUCUGUUUUUCCAGCAACGCACGGAGAAAUGGACUAUACAAUUUCCAAAAAGCUGCAACGGACACACAAGUCCCCUGAGCUAAAGCCUGUCAACGCUGACCUGCACCUCAAGGGCCCAGCAGACAAUGACCUUAAAAAUCUCAUCCCCGAGACCACUAGAGCUACGUAUGAGCAAGGGACCUCUGCGCUCCACCCGCCAAAUUCGUCUCUCACCAGGCUGCACUCGCUUUCUCAGCAGCUGAGGUCCCCCCCCACUGUCCGCCCCCUUCUGCCUGAGCCUUCCCAGCCACACUCAUCCGGUGCCACGGUUUUCUGCGACAUGGCAUCGUCACCUGAAUUAAACACCACAGGGAGGUGUGAGUCAGGAAGGAGCUGCCCCGGUUCCAAGAGUACAUCAGCAUUAGCUGGUCUGCACAAAGCUCACUGUCUGUCCCCUUCCCGCUACACGCAAAUUGCUUUUCCCGGAUGGCCGUCCCCCACCAGCUCCCCGGCGCCUACACCUUCUCCUGCUCCACCAAUCAGAGACCUCACCCCGUCCCCUUCCCUCUCCGUGCGCUCAACGUCCUCCCCGAGGCCCGGGAGUGGAAUAUCAGACUGGAGUGACGGGGAGGGUAAAAAAAGAAAGACACACAGGAUUAAAUUAAGCUACAAAUCGCUAGCUGCAAUUCCCACAAACACCCUUCUAUUGGAUCAACAGGCCAUAGAUGAGCAUGUAGAGAGAGGACAGAGUCCAUGCGACAGUUUGGACAGAUGUCAUACAUUUGACAGAGGUGUUGCAGACACCCACGCUAAGAUGUGUUCACCCGCUGAGCUGCGGCAGCAGUCAGAGGAACUCUAUGCAGUUAUUGAUGAUAUUAUGGCCAAUUCCAAUCCUACAAGCAAGUCUCCACAGCCCUCCAGUUCAUUGGAUACCCGCGUUGGUCUGCAGCAGAAUAGCUCUCUAUUAACAAAAUCCUUGGGACGUGAGACCAAAUACGCCUCUGUGGGCAGCUUGCACCCAACUACCGGUGUGGAAAGAAAGCUCAUGAAUCCUAAAAAGACAAAGCCCGGGGUUAUCCGGCCAAUGGCGGCCAUGCUGACAGCCGAGGAUAAAACAGAAUUGAAUUCAAGCGCUUUCCCACAGUUUGUUGUCAAGCAGGCCCUGGCUGACAGCAAAAAGGUGGAAGGUAAUCGUCUCCAAGCGGCUAGAGAAGGUCGUUACAACAGUUCAAAAAGACAAACAUUUGGAGAUGAGAGGAAGCCUGAGAGGAGAGAUCCACUCUCAGUGUUUGAUCUGCAGAUAACGGAGCCUGACUACCACUGAAGAGCGGAGCGAAGCUUUAUGACUCAUAUUUAAAGUAUUAUCCCUAAAGUCACAACCAUAACCCUCCAUUAAUACAUUUUUUAACAAACUUCUAAGACAAAAUUAGUAAGUUACUCUUUGAUAAAGCUUAAAAUGUACAUCUUAAAAUAAAGUACUUCAUUUUAGAUUUUUUUGUCUUGUCCUGCAGCUUCAACUCCAAUUCAGUCAUGAUAAAUAGAAAUUUAAAAUGCCACAGUUUCAUAUUCUCUUCAUAGUCUUCUAAAGGGAGAAAGACCAAAGCUUUGGUUGUUAUUAUUAUUAAAACCCCUUGUUCCGGCUUUAUUCUCCUCCUUGUACCUUGUUGUAUAAUUUACCUCUUACCUUAAAUUAAUGUAUGUAAUCCUGACAUUCAAGUCACGUAGCGGCGCUUCCCAAUACCAUUUUUGAUAGGUUUAAACUGCCUGUUAGAAGAGUGAACAUUUGAGAGUCCGUCUACAUUUCUCUUUUUGGAGAACUGUGAAAGGCCGUCCUCAACUCAGUUCUCCCAUUUGGUGUCUCUCCACCUCUCCUGUGGUGGUAAAUCUCACUGGAGUUGCGAUGCUAUGAAGACAGAUAUGAGCAACCGUAAUCGGCCUGUGGGUCACUUGGGACGCUGAAUGAAUGCGGUAAAGGCAAAAUUAAAUACAAACGAAGUGUUCUGUCAAAUUUAAUAAACUAUUAGUGAAUGCUGCAUUGAAUGAAUACUUUUACACAAUGUUUAACCAAGAAUAGCACUAAAUCCACAAAUCCACAAAAAUAAAAUGGAUAAAAUCAAAGAACAUCGCAUGACAGUUCACGGAGGAGAGUCACAUGGUUAUGGGGCGCUAGUCAGAGGUGGCUGGUGCUGUGAUUUCAGUCUGCAUUGGUUGGUCAGGACUUAGCAGAGGGUCACUUGUAACUGAAUUAUCGAAAUGAGGUCAGUGGGUGCUUAUGUACAGCUUUUUAUACAACAAAAAACUGACCUUUCUCUCUGCCCCACCCAUUUAGUUAAUGUUGUUAUGUCACAUUUACAGUUUACCAUGAGAAGUGGUGGCACAUUCACGUCUUUCCUUCAAUUUUUGAAACAAUAGGUCCCCAGUUACAGCCAGAGGUACACACCACAUUCAGCCCAUACCAUGUAGCAGUAAUCAUGUAUGUUACUCAGCAAAGAGAAAUGUUUAUUCAUCUUUCCAAAAAAUACAAGAUUCAAAUAAAAAAGUAAAAAAAGAAUUU
Messenger RNA from Pungitius pungitius (ninespine stickleback), 3779 nucleotides. It is a transcript of the gene mlip, whose product is annotated as muscular LMNA-interacting protein. The transcript has 11 exons. The record is from RefSeq and is a predicted model, not a curated record. The coding region runs from base 132 to 2549 and encodes 805 amino acids. Lineage: Eukaryota; Metazoa; Chordata; Actinopteri; Perciformes; Gasterosteidae.